CCUGGGUGACGCUGAAGCAGGUUACCUUUCCUCAGAAGAAGGCUCCUUGGUGCUUUGAAGAACAUCCUGAAGACUGUAUAGGAGACAAUAUAUCAAGAAUCUAUUUAUUGAAUCAUCUAGAACAAGAGCCAAGAGCUCCCUAAUGGAAGCACAUUAGUGUUUAUUUUGAGGAAGAAGUAUAUAAAUUUUUUUAAACAACCAUAAAGUAGAUAGCUCACUAAAAAAUCAAUUUUGGAAGAUGUCACUGAACAACUCUUCCAAUAUAUUUCUGGAUUCAGUGCCCAGUAAUACCAAUCGCUUUCAAGUUAAUGUCAUAAAUGAGAACCAUGAGAGCAGUGCAGCUGCAAAUGAUGACACUGAUCCACCACAUUAUGAAGAAACCUCUUUUGGGGAUGAAGCUCAGAAAAGACUCAGAAUCAGCUUUAGGCCUGGGAAUCAGGAGUGCUAUGACAAUUUCCUCCAAAGUGGAGACACUGCUAAAACAGAUGCCAGUUUUCAUGCUUAUGAUUCUCACACAAAGACAUACUACCUACAAACUUUUGGCCACAACACCAUGGAUGCGGUUCCCAAGAUUGAGUACUAUCGCAACACCGGCAGCGUCAGUGGGCCCAAGGCCAACCGACCCAGCCUGCUUGAGAUUCACGAGCAACUCGCAAAGAAUGUGGUGGUCGCCCCAAGUUCAGCUGACAGAGUUGCUAAUGGUGAUGGGAUACCUGGAGAUGAACAAGCUGAAAAUAAGGAAGACGAUCAAGCUGGUGUCGUGAAGUUUGGUUGGGUGAAAGGUGUGCUGGUAAGAUGCAUGCUGAAUAUCUGGGGAGUCAUGCUCUUCAUUCGCCUCUCCUGGAUUGUUGGAGAAGCUGGAAUUGGUCUUGGUGUGAUUAUCAUCGGCUUAGCCGUGACAGUGACUGGUAUCACUGGUUUAUCCACCUCUGCUAUUGCCACAAAUGGAUAUGUCAGAGGAGGUGGGGCCUACUAUCUUAUUUCCAGAAGUUUAGGGCCUGAGUUCGGUGGGUCAAUAGGCCUGAUCUUUGCUUUUGCUAAUGCAGUCGCUGUUGCUAUGUAUGUGGUGGGAUUUGCUGAGACUGUAGUAGAUCUUCUUAAGGAGAGUGAUUCGAUGAUGGUGGAUCCAACCAAUGACAUCCGGAUUAUAGGCUCUAUCACAGUAGUGAUUCUUCUAGGAAUUUCAGUAGCUGGAAUGGAAUGGGAGGCAAAGGCCCAAGUGAUUCUUCUGGUCAUUCUUCUCAUUGCUAUUGCAAACUUCUUCAUUGGAACUGUCAUUCCAUCCAACAAUGAGAAAAAGUCCAGAGGUUUCUUUAAUUACCAAGCAUCAAUAUUUGCAGAAAACUUUGGGCCACGCUUCACAAAGGGCGAAGGCUUCUUCUCUGUCUUUGCCAUUUUUUUCCCAGCAGCUACUGGGAUUCUUGCUGGUGCCAAUAUCUCAGGAGAUUUGGAGGAUCCCCAGGAUGCCAUCCCCAGAGGAACCAUGCUGGCCAUUUUCAUCACCACUGUUGCCUACUUAGGGGUUGCAAUUUGUGUAGGGGCCUGUGUGGUCCGAGAUGCCACUGGGAAUGUGAAUGACACCAUCAUUUCUGGGAUGAACUGCAAUGGUUCUGCAGCGUGUGGGUUGGGCUAUGACUUCUCAAGAUGUCGACAUGAACCAUGUCAGUAUGGGCUGAUGAAUAAUUUCCAGGUCAUGAGCAUGGUAUCAGGGUUUGGCCCCCUCAUCACUGCAGGAAUCUUUUCUGCAACGCUCUCCUCCGCCCUGGCCUCCCUUGUCAGCGCACCCAAAGUGUUCCAGGCUCUGUGCAAGGACAACAUCUACAAAGCCCUGCAGUUUUUUGCAAAGGGAUAUGGGAAAAACAAUGAACCCCUGAGAGGAUAUAUUCUCACUUUUCUUAUAGCCAUGGCAUUUAUUCUUAUUGCGGAACUGAACACCAUUGCUCCCAUCAUCUCCAACUUUUUCCUGGCCUCAUACGCACUUAUUAAUUUCUCCUGCUUCCACGCCUCUUAUGCCAAAUCUCCAGGAUGGAGACCUGCAUAUGGAAUUUACAACAUGUGGGUAUCUCUUUUUGGAGCUGUUUUGUGCUGUGCAGUCAUGUUUGUCAUCAACUGGUGGGCAGCUGUGAUCACCUAUGUCAUUGAAUUCUUCCUCUAUAUCUAUGUGACUUAUAAGAAGCCAGAGGUGAACUGGGGCUCCUCCACACAGGCACUUUCCUACGUGAGUGCUUUAGACAAUGCUCUGGAAUUAACCACAGUGGAAGACCACGUGAAAAACUUCAGGCCCCAGUGCAUUGUCUUGACAGGGGGACCCAUGACAAGACCUGCUCUCCUGGACAUAACUCACGCCUUUACCAAGAACAGUGGCCUUUGCAUCUGCUGCGAAGUCUUUGUGGGACCGCGCAAGCUGUGUGUUAAGGAGAUGAACAGUGGCAUGGGGAAAAAACAGGCCUGGCUUAUAAAGAACAAAAUCAAGGCUUUUUAUGCUGCAGUGGCGGCAGACUGUUUCAGGGAUGGCGUCCGAAGUCUCCUUCAGGCCUCAGGCUUAGGAAGAAUGAAACCAAACACUCUGGUGAUUGGAUAUAAGAAAAACUGGAGGAAAGCUCCCUUGACAGAGAUUGAGAACUACGUGGGAAUCAUACAUGAUGCAUUUGAUUUUGAGAUUGGCAUGGUUAUCGUCAGAAUCAGCCAAGGAUUUGACAUCUCUCAGGUUCUUCAGGUGCAAGAGGAAUUAGAGAGAUUAGAACAGGAGAGACUAGCAUUGGAAGCCACUAUCAAAGACAACGAGUGUCAAGAGGGAAGUGGAGGCAUCCGAGCCUUGUUUAAAAAAGCUGGCAAGUUGAACAUCACCAAGACAACGCCUAAAAAUGAUGGCAGCAUUAACACAAUCCAGUCAAUGCAUGUGGGAGAGUUCAACCAGAAACUGGUGGAAGCCAGCACUCAAUUUAAAAAGAAACAAGAAAAAGGCACAAUUGACGUUUGGUGGUUGUUUGAUGAUGGAGGGUUAACACUUCUUAUCCCUUAUAUCUUGACUCUCAGAAAAAAAUGGAAAGACUGUAAGUUAAGAAUCUAUGUCGGAGGGAAGAUCAACCGCAUUGAGGAAGAAAAAAUUGCAAUGGCCUCCCUUCUGAGCAAAUUUAGGAUAAAAUUUGCAGACAUCCAUAUCAUUGGUGACAUCAACAUUAAGCCAAACAAAGAGAGCUGGAAAGUCUUUGAAGAGAUGAUUGAACCAUAUCGUCUCCAUGAAAGCUGCAAAGAUUUAACAACUGCUGAGAAAUUAAAAAGAGAAACUCCGUGGAAGAUUACAGAUGCAGAGCUGGAAGCAGUCAAGGAAAAGAGUUACCGCCAAGUGCGACUGAAUGAACUCUUACAGGAGCACUCAAGAGCCGCUAAUCUCAUUGUCCUGAGCCUUCCAGUGGCAAGAAAAGGAUCCAUAUCGGAUUUGUUGUAUAUGGCUUGGUUGGAAAUCCUCACAAAGAACCUCCCACCUGUCUUACUAGUUAGAGGAAAUCACAAAAAUGUCUUGACAUUUUACUCUUAAAACAUGAAAGAUUAGAAUACAUUUAACCUAAUGUAUGCACAAUUAAGAAAUAUGUUCCAGUACUUUAUGCUGUAAAUCUAAUCUAUGGAUAUGCAAACCUCUGGAGAUGAUCCUACCAGAUUCUACAUAUAUUGCAUCAUUUUUUUGUUAUUGGUUAGUGCAAGCUUUUUUUCAUCUUAUCUGCUUAAGGGGUUGCCAAAGCCAAUGCUAUCCCUAGAAAAACAUUUUUGUCAUUGCUGUUGAUAAACAAGAAAAUCAAAGAAACUCAUGUUGGCUCAUGCUCAUGAAAGCCACCAAUGUGAUUAUAAACUUCUCUAGACAAACAAUCUUUUGUUUUUAGAGCAUUUACUUCUCAGCCCUAGUAUAGGUCUCAGCCCCAGACCAGGGUCUCAAUAAAUGCUUAUUGACCGGCUGUCAUAGUAACCACGGAUGGUUAUCAAAGGAAAAGACCAAUAGGGUGGGGAACAUAAUUAGGCAUGGCCCCCUCAGAGGCUUAUACCUACAAAGCAGAUUUAAAAAUCAAUAACUUAAAACUUUAAGAAGUACUUGAGUCUACCAAAUGUUCAAAGCAGUUACCUAAAUAAGUUAUUUAAUAUAACAGAUUAUAUACUUAAAGUGAUCUGAGCAAUCAUUGAUGACAUAUGGCUUAAAUUUGCUGCUGCCAGAAAAGUAUAUUAACUAGAUUAGAAGACACCAUAUACUCCAACAAAAUGAAAUAUACUCUGUUCUCAACAUAUAAACUUUAAUUGUACUUCCUAUCAAAUAUUUUGAAAUUUCCAUCAUAGCAUUACUUUGCAUAUUUUUUCUAAUUAAAUGGUUAGUACAGAUGAAAUCUUUAUAGAUGCCUUGAAAACCAAGUGCCACAAAUUUUCAAACCAUUAGUAAGAAAUACAUCCUGAAUCAUUUCUUUAGUUACUUUCUGUAGUGAUUGUAUGGAUUUAAAAGAAUAAUUAAAAUGAAAAGUUGAAAAACUUGCAAAAUUUGGAAUAUAUAGGUACUGAUUUUUUUUCAUUUUUGUUAGUAUGUCUAUAAUACUUAAUCAUAUUGACAAACCAAUGAAAAAAUUGUUUUUCUGAUGAACAGCUUGAUUUUUCUCUUUGACAUGUUUUGACUGUUGAUUCUAGCUGAAAAAAUAUGUGGAAAAAAAAAUGAACCUGAAAUAAAAACACUCAAAUU
Molecule: messenger RNA, 4714 nt
Organism: Saimiri boliviensis boliviensis (Bolivian squirrel monkey)
Lineage: Eukaryota; Metazoa; Chordata; Mammalia; Primates; Cebidae
Gene: SLC12A1
Product: solute carrier family 12 member 1
Biological process (GO): potassium ion homeostasis; chloride ion homeostasis; potassium ion import across plasma membrane
Cellular component (GO): apical plasma membrane
Molecular function (GO): sodium:potassium:chloride symporter activity
Source: RefSeq, a predicted model, not a curated record